Messenger RNA from Protopolystoma xenopodis, 195 nucleotides. The record is from the annotation of a GenBank genome assembly. Lineage: Eukaryota; Metazoa; Platyhelminthes; Monogenea; Polystomatidea; Polystomatidae.
AUGUCGUCGCAACUAACUGUCUCUCCAUCUGAGCCAGUGUCGGCUUGUGCUGAGCAGGUUAUGGGGCACAUGUUGGCAAGUCUGACGACUGGAUCGAGCUCAGGACAAGCUGUAAGAUGUCUCAUGAAACGCUAUUUUGCUCGGCGUCUUGUGGAACGGGAGAAGCAAGAAAAUAAGAACGCUCAACGAAUGUGA